ACACUAGCAGGAAAAGGUGGAUUGUGGCUUUUAUUUUGUCUUUUUGGCCACUCUGUUGUCUAAUCUCUUUAUGUUACUGUUUUUGCUUUGCUAUUCUGGAAGUGAAUUGGGAGUAUGGAUGAAAACAGACUAGCCAUUACAGUACCACAGUCUCCGACAAGGUAGUAUCAGAAUGAUUUAUUUUUCUUUGUGUCUCAAACUUCAGUGACCAGACCAAGACUUUGUAUCUGCUCUCUGAUUGGGCUAUUUUGUUAGCCAAGUACCUUCUGAAGAACUGGUAGGUGAUUUCUCUUUCAAACAGAGACUGUAGGUAGAAGAGCCUUAAUUAAUUCAAGACAGUUGAGCAGUGGAAGCAGAACUGUUAUUCUUACAAGCUUACAAGUGGUUCUGAGACUUAACAGUUCUUAUAAAUGUCCUACAUGUAUCUGGAGAUCUUCCAUGCUGAAAUAUGAAAAGGUGACGUUUUUAAAAUCUACUACCCUUAACUUUUAAAAGUGAAGAUAAUUGUUUUAGUGCAGCAUAGCAAUUCUGGACUGUUUGUAAUUUCUUGAUAUUGUAGGUAAUUCAGAGUGGUGCUUUUACUGUUUUAUAUGUGUUCUUUUUUAAUGUGGGGGAAAGAAGAGAAAAAGAACAUUUACUGUGGAUCCUUUUCGUGUGUUCACCUGUGGUAUGCAUUUAUUGCCUAACCCGUCUAUUUGAAUAAAAAAAUGAAAAUCAGCUGUUUAUUAGCUACUUUAGAUAUUUUUCUGUGUAGACCUGUGUUCUAUACUGAUUUAAUCAUAGUUAUAGCCACACAAUAAUUCUUCUAAAAGCUCAUUUAGUGGAUCCACUGUUAAGCAUAUUUGUAGAUUACUUGCUACACACAGGCUUUCCAAGCAUGGUGUGGAAGAACUGGAUAUUUAAGAUUUCAAGAAACCAAGUUAAAUCUAAGUUAACUCCAAGAAGAAAUGUUGAGGGAUGGAGAUGGAAAAGAAUUAGGUAGCUAUAUACACCUAGAAAGCACCCCAAGAUUUAAGCCAUUUGGCAAGGUCAGUUGGUUCUCAUGAAAAACAGUGAAGCUGCUGAGUUUACUCUUGAGGCUUCAGUAUGGCUAGCAGAAGAAAGGCUAGUGGUAUUACUUAGUAGUCAUGCCAUAGUGUGUUUUCUGCAUUACCUGGAAAUGAAAUAAAGCUUAAAGAAAUAAUGGACUUGCGUGCUGGGAAGAUAUUUGUAUGGAUAAUAAAGUUCUGCAUUUUUUGUACUGCAGCCGUCCAAACAUUUAGUAAAAGCACUUGGCAAAUGCUAAUGAAUUUGUUCCCACAACAGAAGCAAAGACAUGACAGCCAGCAUUUUUCAAAUUUAAGUGUCUAAAAUUAGACACCAAAGUGUUUUUAGAACCCGUAAUAAAAGUGAUUGAAUUUUUACAACUGUGGAAUACUCACAGCUCUCUGCAAGUAGCUUCAUUACUCAUACAAACUAUAAGCAUUUGUGGAAGACACACGAUUUUUCCCACCAGUGUGGGGAAAAAAAGCCUCAUCCUGUUAAUUGCCAAGCUCUCAUGCAUGUUCAGGGCAUUGAUAUUUAGUUCCUCGGUUCUGGUGUGGCAGCAGCUGAUGUUGUGUCACUGGGGUUGAUGCUCAGAGUUUUGAAAGUGAUUCAGUGGAAGUUUUGCGAGUGAUCUCUGAGGGUUGGACCAUUACUGGUUAACCGGUAAGUAAUUCUAUAUAUGGUUAUUUACAUCGUAUUAGUUUUCAGCCCUACAGUCCACAAAAAGAACAACAAUGAAGUCAAGCAUGUCUUUGGUCAACAAAAAGAUACAACAGAGAGGAACCACAGACUUGCUGAAUUGCAAUGACACCAGAUAAGCAAGGAUGAAAUUAGAAAAUAGCUUAAAUUCUCAUUAAGAUAUGUACAUAGGAUUGAGAAAAAAAUUCAGAAAAAAUUGUCCAUAAUGCUAGCAAGCAAAACACUUCUGGGAGGGAGGGAGGAAGGGAGGGAGGAAAGCAAGAGAGAACCUCAAAUCAGCCAUCCUGACCUCCACAGAUAAGAAUCAGGUUGCUUAAAGAAGAACUUGCAUUUUAAAAUACGAGCUUGAAAAAACCCCAUCUUUCUUAACAAGUUACUCUUCCAGAAUUAUAUGGUUUAAAAUAUCUUAAGAAAAUUAGAUUCAUCUAGCAUCAAAAGCUUUUACUUUUUUCCUGUCCUGAGACAGUUUUGGUUUUGAUGUUUAUUGGAUUUUUGACCCAUCUUGUUUUAACUCCUUGUGAAUCCCAACCUUUUGGAUAACUCUGCCAAAUACAGCUUUCUUCCCAGGCUGAACUGACCGGGAUACACAACAUGCACAACAGCACUGCCGGAACUCUGCAUGUGGCUGCAGCGUGUAAUGAGACUCGGCCCACCCAGUCACCGAGCUCUGAGUUUUCCCUGGGCGUGUUGGUGCUGCUGGCUUUCCUCAUGGUGUUGCUAUGUCUGGUCACCAUCCUUGGAAACAUCCUGGUGAUCCUUGCUUUCAUCCUGGACAGAAACCUCAGGCAUCGGAGUAACUACUUCUUUCUCAAUCUUGCUGUUUCUGACUUUGCAGUGGGUGUGUUCUGUAUGCCUUUGUACAUCCCUUAUGCCCUGACAGGGACGUGGCACUUGGGACAAGGCCUGUGCAAGGUCUGGCUUGUUAUGGACUAUCUCGUGUGCACAGCUUCAGUGUUUAGCAUCGUCCUUAUCAGCUACGACCGUUUCCUGUCAGUUACAAAAGCUGUAUCUUACAGAGCCCAGCAGGGAAUAACCUCCAACCCUGCCAUCAAGAUGGUGGCCAUAUGGGUCUUAGCCUUUCUCCUCUAUUGCCCAGCAAUUCUCUUUUGGGAGCAUGUGGCCGGACACAGCGCAGUAGCAGCAGAUCAGUGCUAUGCUGAGUUCUUUGACAACUGGUACUUCCUCCUGUGUGCAUCCACCCUGGAGUUCUUUGUGCCACUGCUCCUGGUGAUCUACUUCAAUAUGCACAUCUUCCACAGCAUCCAGAGGCGCCAGCGGCAAGGCGGUGUGCAGGACUGUGAGCCUCCAAGGAGCAGCAGCCUGUCCUGGAGAUUUUGCCCUUUGCCAAGGUCGGGGGCAUCUUCUCCUUCCUCGGAAGCAGAGGACAGUGUUUCUUCUUCCAUGAGACCAAAGAAAGAGUCUUUGGUAACCGACUGCUCAUCUCCAUCAAGAGGGAAUUCUGUUACUCCAGAAAAUGAAUUUUCUGUUUCCCUCUGUUCAAAGACUAGGUCAAAACUGCAGCAGGACAAGAAAAUUGCGAAGUCACUUGCCAUAAUUGUCUGUGUGUUUGCCGUUUGCUGGGCCCCAUACUCUUUAUUAAUGAUUAUUCGUGGGGCCUGCCAGGGAACUUGUGUCCAUAAUGCCCUGUAUGAAGCAACUUUUUGGCUUUUAUGGAUCAAUUCCUCUCUGAAUCCAUUUCUCUACCCUCUAUGUCAUGUUAAAUUUAGAAUGGCUUUUCUGAAAAUAUUGUGUCCCAAAAAGUUUGCCACACUGAGAUCAGGAUCUUUUUAG
Messenger RNA from Lepidothrix coronata (blue-crowned manakin), 3516 nucleotides. It is a transcript of the gene HRH4, whose product is annotated as histamine receptor H4. The transcript has 3 exons. Gene Ontology annotation, cellular component: membrane. Lineage: Eukaryota; Metazoa; Chordata; Aves; Passeriformes; Pipridae. The record is from RefSeq and is a predicted model, not a curated record. Bases 2317 to 3516 code for a protein of 399 amino acids. Gene Ontology annotation, biological process: adenylate cyclase-activating adrenergic receptor signaling pathway. Gene Ontology annotation, molecular function: histamine receptor activity.